This is a messenger RNA of Helicoverpa zea (corn earworm), 4157 nucleotides long. Its product is annotated as carbohydrate sulfotransferase 11. Gene Ontology annotation, cellular component: membrane. NCBI's taxonomy places the organism in Eukaryota, Metazoa, Arthropoda, Insecta, Lepidoptera, Noctuidae. The transcript has 8 exons. Gene Ontology annotation, biological process: carbohydrate biosynthetic process. The record is from RefSeq and is a predicted model, not a curated record. The coding region runs from base 474 to 1613 and encodes 379 amino acids. Gene Ontology annotation, molecular function: sulfotransferase activity.
GCAGACUGCGGUGCUUGCUCACCAUUCAUUGUGAUGGCGGGAGGUCGAUACGCCAGUGUCGCCGCGCCUUCUGUAGUGCGCGGUCGUAGCUUACCGUCCGUCGGUUCAUGCCGCUCGUCUGACAUUUGUGAGCACUGCGCAACCGACUGAUAUCGACAGUGAAGCCUUUAUUUAUAAACAAAUUGUAAUUAUCUGUGCUUUUAAUAUUUUUUUAACGCCAGUUUCAUUGAUGAUCAAGGGUUUAAAUACUUUGAUUGAGGAGUAUUAGUGACAUUCAAGAAGAUAUCGUAUUUAUUUAAUAUUUUACGUGAAAGCGCACGUGACGACAGACUAUUACAUAAAUAUUAAAUAGUAUGGACACAAAUUUAUUUGCAACUUAAUUGAUGAGUAAUGGUGUAAAUUGCCGUGGAAUAAACAAAUGAAGUGCGCGAAGACUAUCGUAAGUGCGUCUAGGAUUGUCGAGUAGUGUCGCGAUGGUAGUAGGUCGUAGAAACGUCAGCAUGAUGCGGUUAGGGCGCUGUGUCGCCUUCCUCGCUGCUGCAGCUUUCUUGCUGCCCUUCACGAUCCUGCUGAUGGUGGCAGACCAGCAAUACAACCUCACAUACAGUUCCAAAAGAGUAUUCUAUCAAGAGAGUGACUUCUAUAAAAUUAAUGGAACAUAUUACGCGCCUAUAUCCGCGAUAACGUCACCUACUAUGUCCAGGCCUAAGUAUGUAUUCGAGAACGGUUCCCGGAAUGACGGACUCCUGACACGGGAGAAGUUCAUGGAGGUGAACUCUCGAAUGGACGAUCGACGGGAGUUCUUGAAGACUCAGUGCAGUAAGCUUGGCCUGGACACCUCCAGUCACAAGUCUAACGCCUGGGAGUUCCUCAUUAAUAGGCAGUACCAUGUUAUAUGGUGCAACAUAUUCAAGGCAGCAUCAACAUCAUGGAUGUACAACUUCAACCUGAUGGCAAAUUACACUGCUGCCUUCUUAGACAAAACAAAAGAAGUACCAUUGCAAUUAGCAAGAAGGAAAUACGCGAGGCCCACCACAGAAAUGAUUAAAAAGGCCCAAGGGGACUCCAUCACGUUCCUCAUUGUCAGACACCCGCUAGAAAGAUUAGCGUCAGCCUACAACGACAAAAUUGUGCACGCGUGGCCAAAGUCCUUCCAUGAUAAAAUGGGUCAUAGGAUCAUUAAGAAAUAUAGAAAGCAAUCAGACAAGAGCCGCACGGAGAAGUACCCGGUGUUUGAGGAGUUCGUGUCGUACGUGUUGGACGAGGCGAAAGCAAAACGUUCUCUCGACAUGCACUGGACACCCUACACCACAUUCUGCACACCGUGCAAGUUCAAUUUCGAUGUUAUCCUUAAGUUUGAGACACUGGAUGAAGACCAACGGUUCCUGAUCCAGUUGGCUCACCUCCAAGACAUCGUGAAGCCUGAAUGGCGCAACAGCGGGAAGGGGACCAACACGCUGCAUAAUAUCAACCAUCUAUACUCGCGCCUCACGAGGCGGCAGCUCGACGGCCUUUAUGAUUUAUACAAGUAUGACUUCCAACUAUUCGAUUACACCAUAGACAACUACUACGAGAUGAUUAACCAAGGAGAUAAAGAAAGCAACCACGGAUGAAGUGUCUGUCGGUCGGUUUGAACGCUUCAAGAUAAUUUAUCAUUAACGCAGCAAGGCAUCGAAGGCUGAUGAAUAAAGUUUAUUCAUCAAUGGCUGGUAAGACUGAUCGUAACACAAAAUGAUUGAUGGACGUAAUAUUGAUCCACCAAGGGUACACCCCAUGCGUCAAUUCUCAAAUUUGUUAUCGCUGCAAAUAUAUAUUUUGUAAUACGGCGUUUCGUAGUUUCUGUAUUGCACUUUAGAAUAAAAACCUAGAUUUUUUUAACUAUCAAAACGCAGUUUUCUGUUUUCGUACACGGCUACGCCUGAGUGAAUGAGAAAAUAAGAUAAAUGUUAUAGAUAAAGCAAACUGGAAAUUGUUAACGGGUUCUGUAUCAAUCAUUUGUUUUAUCUUACGGCGCCUCAUCAAUCACCUUGUUAGUUUAAGUGUAAGUGUUAAGAUAACAAAAAUUACGAACUGUUGAGCUAAUCAAAAUUAUACGUAGAAGUAAUUAGCUAAUUUAGUUGUUAUCGACGCAUAGGACAAAUGUAAAUAAUGUUUUAGUUUUGUAACGCGAACAAAAUUCCUUAGUGCUUCCAUUAUAGAAAUAUGGAAAUAUUGUAGGUAACCUAUGUAUUGAUAUACGAAUUCACAAAGUAGGUUUAGUUAUGGCAUUUAAAGUUUAAACCAGGCUCGCUUGUUUCCUUUGCACCUUAUUUUAUUUUUAAGAGGCAAAGAGCCAAGAUGGCCUUUCUAGAUUUAGGAACUACCUUAAUAAUUGUUACCUACCGUUGCAUUUUAUACGUAAAUAAAUAAAUAUGAUAUAAAUAAAAUGUGAUAAUUUGAAUCAAAGAGUUUUGAAACGUUUAAUUUUGUUGUUGAGAUCAUUAAUUUGUUAAUAAAUAUUAAAAUCAAAAACAAAGCACGGGUCAGAAUUUUAUUAUCUGUUUCGUGCAUAAGAGCAUGAUCAAUGGUUUUUAAAUACUGUAUUUUUUAAUAAUCAGUUAUAUUUUAUUAAUUAGAUACAUGAUAUCUAACAAUAUGCCAUGUUGAUUUAAGUAGGUAUUUCAAUUGAAUUUUUUCAUUGUUAACAAUAUACUUUAUGUUAAAAUGUUAAUACCUAGGUAAAUAAUACACACUCGAAUAAGUUAACAAUUUAAUUGAGUACCCAAGUAAUUAAGUCCACCAAUAUUUAAUAUCAUUCAUAUUAAGAAUUGUUUUUGAUAUAACUUCUGUUAAAACCUGCAUUAUAUUGUAAAGGUCCAUUUAGUACCUAUUUCAUCUAAGUUACUUAAAUAAUUUCGUGUGUUUUUAUUUUAUUUAUUUUUUUGUUUAAAAUAUUCACUGCACUACUUCAAAAUAUUUAUUACCAUUGAUAUUUCAAUUUCAAUAACCUGAAAACUUAGUAUAAGUGUCUAUGGUAAGUCCAUAAACAAUGUAACGAAUCACACCAAUAAAAGAGAUCCUAUGUCCUUAACUAAUUUUAAUGGCCACCUGUAAAUAAAUUGCUAGGAUUUCUUUUAUUUAUUCCUAACAAUUUAUUUAGUUAUAGGAAUAUUCAUAUGAUUAAGUACAAAAGAUUGGUAAAUUAGUACGAAUAAAUGCGAAUUGAUUUCACUUUUAAAUUAAAGUUGUUGUAUUACAAAAUGUAGGUACAGUCGACUGCAUAUCGUUUGUAACAAUAAAUAAAGUUAUAGUGUAUUAGAGUUUAUUCUGGUUUAAUAUUAUUACAGAAUUUGUAUUUAGAAUAAUCCUGUCCAGCGUUUAAUGGAUUUGUUACCUUCAAUAAGCACUUGAUUGUAUUUGUAUUUAUCUAUAGUAUUCAAAGUUCAUUAUUGUAAUUUCUCACACUAAUUCCCCACUUACCAUAGCUGACUUAUAAUAACUUAACAAUUCGGUCAUGGUCAUUUAAGUAGACUAUGAUAAAUAAUUAGAUAGUUCUCUGGUUUAAUGAAUAUAUUCAUGAACACGUCAGUUUGACAUCGAAUGCUGCCUUUUGUCCGUACCUACAAUAUAAUUUUUUUUUUAAAUUAUUCUACAAAAAUCUUACAAUCAUAAACCGAUAUUAAUUUAGAUUGCUGAUUUCUUCACAAAAAGCUACCGAAUAAUACUUUUAAACGGCAGGCAAAACGCAGAAGUUGCUACAUUUAACAACAUCACUAUCAAAGUUGCCAGUAACAAUAAAACCUAUUUAUCUUUUUUUGUAGAAAUAAAUUCACUAGUCGUAGCUAACUCUAAUUUAAUUAGCCUUGAAUACGUUUACAUAAACCUUUUCCACGAAGUAAUUCUACAAAUAAUUUUCUUAGUGAGGUUUAGUGAUACAUACAUAGUUAAUACGGAAUGAAUUAGACCAAAAAGUAAUGGCCUAUGAAAGUAACUGCAAAGGUGCUAUAGUCCUAUAGUUUUGAUCUCAUAUCUGUAUGUGAGAUUCGAAUGCAUGCACAAUCGUUACUAAUUACGUAAAGCGUUAUAGAUUCCAACGGUAACUGUGUCGGUUGUGUUUAUAAUAAUGUUGAAAGAAUUAUUCUUAGUACUUAUAGAAAAAUAAAAUUGACUAUUUAAUA